Molecule: messenger RNA, 675 nt
Organism: Malassezia sympodialis ATCC 42132
Lineage: Eukaryota; Fungi; Basidiomycota; Malasseziomycetes; Malasseziales; Malasseziaceae
Product: orotate phosphoribosyltransferase
Biological process (GO): pyrimidine ribonucleoside biosynthetic process; 'de novo' pyrimidine nucleobase biosynthetic process; pyrimidine nucleotide biosynthetic process
Cellular component (GO): cytoplasm
Molecular function (GO): orotate phosphoribosyltransferase activity
Source: RefSeq, a predicted model, not a curated record
AUGUCGCAAGCCACACUGGCUCCUUACCAAGCGGAUUACAUUGACUGUGCACUUAAGUGGGACAUCCUACGCUUUGGAGGACCUUUCACGCUCAAGUCAGGUCGUCAAUCCCCGUAUUUCUUCAAUGCUGGUCUCUUUAACACUGGUAUGAAGCUUCAAAAAAUGGCGGAAUGCUACGCCGACCGCAUCGUUGAAAGUGGUGUCGAAUUCGAUGUUCUUUUUGGUCCUGCAUACAAGGGUAUUCCUCUCGUUGCCGCCACAGCUCUGGCACUUGCAAAGAACCACGGUCGCGACGUGAAUUUUUGCUUCAACCGCAAGGAAGCUAAGACACACGGUGAGGGAGGUAACCUCAUUGGUGCUCCCUUGAAGGGCCGCGUGCUUGUUGUGGAUGAUGUGAUUACGGCAGGCACUGCGAUCAACGAGGCCGUUGACAUCAUCAAUGCCCAGCCGGAUGCCAAGCUGAUCGGUGUUGUGAUUGCUCUUGACCGUCAAGAACGUGCAACGGAGGAUGUUCCUGAAAGUGCCAUCAUGCAGGUGGAACGUCGUCUUGGCAUCAAGGUGUACAGUGUCGUCACUUUGAGCCAAAUUAUCCAGCACAUGUCGAACACUCGGGGUGAGUCGGCACGUGCAGACAUUGAGAGUAUGCAGGCGUAUCGCGCUCGCUAUGGGUGCUAA